AUGCUGCUUUCCAAUACAGCUGUCUUUGCACUAUUAUCGGGUCUUGCACUCGGAUCCUCGAGUCGACCUCGUCGCUGCGUUAUUCCGGCUUCAAAUAGUACCUCCGAUGACUCUGCAACGGUCAACAGCGUCUUUGCCCAAUGUGCCACGGACUCCGUGAUCAUCUUCAAGGAAGGCGCGGACUACAACAUCUUCAACCCCAUCAGCGCAACAAACCUCAGCAAUGUUGAAAUCCAAAUGAAAGGAAAUCUCCAUCUACCGCAAAGUAUUGCCGAAGUCCAGCGCAUCGUCAACGGAACCAAUCGGCCACUCUACUCAAAUGGUCAAUACUGGUUUACAUUUUCUGGUCCUCGUAUUGAUUAUACUGGAUCAUCCAGCGUCAACAAUGGAUGGAUCAACUCCUACGGCCAAACAUGGUGGGACGCCAAUCCCGUCAAUGGUACCGGAAUUGCCUCCCGGCCUCAUUUGAUGAGUUUCAAGACCACGAAUGGAACAUUGAAAUACUUUAAAUCGCGGAAGCCCAUCGCCUGGAAUGUACAAUUGAAGGGUGACAACAUUGCUGUUAGCCACGCUUUCAUUGAUGCCGAGUCCACUGGAUCAUUCCCGUUCAACACCGACGGUUUUGAUGUCACUGGAACAAACAUUCGAAUCACCGACAGUGUGAUUUACAAUGGUGAUGAUGCCAUUGCCGUGCAGGAUGGCUCUCACAAUGUGGUCUUUGAACGCAACACCAUCGGCUACCAGAGCCACGGAAUGAGUAUUGGCUCUUUGGGCCAGGACCAAACAGCCUUUGCCAACGUUUCCAACAUCCGCUUCGAAGAUGUCACAGUCAUUGAUGCCGUCUAUGCUGCUCGGUUCAAAUCUUGGAUUGGUGGUCAGGGACUUGUCAAGAAUGUUAGCUGGAAGAACAUUCGUGUCUACAAUGUGACUUUCCCCAUCUUCGUGACGCAGAGCUACUUCAACCAAGGAUCAUCGCAGACCCAGCUCGGCAAUGGUGUGACUACGGGACGAGUGAACAAUGCCUCUGUUGCGAUGGAAAACUUCACUUGGUCUGACUUUACGGGCUCGGUCAAUACCUAUCGACCUGGUGAUGGAUCCUGCGCGUCGGAUCCUUGCUGGUAUAAUGCUGGACUUCCGAAUCUGAAACAUACCGAGGCAGUCAUCAUCGAGUGCAACACGGCGACUUCCUGCAAGAACUUUGAAUUGAGCAAUAUUCAAGUCAUCCCGCAGAGCAUGGUGGAGCCGACCGUAAUCUGCAUCAAUGCCACUGCCGCAUUGAACCCGCAUCUUGGAUUCGGUUGCAAGAAUGGCACAUUCGUUCCUUCUUGA
Molecule: messenger RNA, 1329 nt
Organism: Penicillium subrubescens
Lineage: Eukaryota; Fungi; Ascomycota; Eurotiomycetes; Eurotiales; Aspergillaceae
Gene: pgxC
Product: putative extracellular exo-polygalacturonase
Exons: 1
Coding region: 1-1329 (442 amino acids)
Biological process (GO): carbohydrate metabolic process
Molecular function (GO): polygalacturonase activity
Source: RefSeq, a predicted model, not a curated record